AUGUUCCUCAGUGGGAAGCCCUCAGUGGGAGGCCAUGUUGAUAGGCAACCACGGCAAGAGAUCGAGCUCACGGGAGCUGCGUGGACAGGCCAAAGACCCUAUCAGCGCGUUGCAGAUGGUGAUGGAAGGAAAUCUGGAACCAUAGCGAAAGUGAGGCAAACAGCGUCAGCACGAAUGCUGAGUGAGAAGAAGCCGGCCCCUCCAGACUACAGCUAUGGAACACAAAAAAGAGGAAACACAGAAGAGGAGAAGGGGGUUUCUAUUGUCUCACCUGCAUGUGUCAAGGGAGAGAAGAGUGUGUGA
Penicillium malachiteum is the source of this 303-nucleotide messenger RNA. RefSeq lists its product as uncharacterized. Lineage: Eukaryota; Fungi; Ascomycota; Eurotiomycetes; Eurotiales; Aspergillaceae. The transcript is spliced from 2 exons. The record is from RefSeq and is a predicted model, not a curated record. The coding region runs from base 1 to 303 and encodes 100 amino acids.